UGUAUCUUACUAUGGGUUUGACUCAACCUGCCUGACAAUUUUGGCGGUGAUCCUGUCUAUGAUUCAGGAACUCCUGUGGUAUUCUAGACACACCCACUCUUCCUACUGGGGCUCACUCAGGGCAAGGGCGAUGACCCGCAAAGCCUCUUUGGACUACCAAUUGCCCGGACCCCCCUACGAGGGACCAAUGGAAGAUCGUUCUGAUGGGACCCAAUGUCAACGGUUGUAUGGGGCUUGGAUGCCUGCGCAUUACUGCCUAGGUGACUGACAGAGUUGACCUUGAGGAUGCCUCAAUAUUAUUUAAACCACCUCAAUUCCUUCUCAUGUCUCUUGUUCUUCAUCUCAAUCACAAUCACACAACAAGAAAGCUUCAUUGACUACUUAUAUCUGCUAUUCCCGAGCAAUUCCAACGCCUUUUCCACCAUUUCAGCCUUCUACCCAAGUCCGCAAAGUCAACAGACGAUCCCCGUCAUGUCUUACGCCUGGUAUUGCUGCGAAUGCCAGUUCGGCCCUCACAGCAUUGAGUUUCACAACACUUGCAUCGAAUGCGGUACUAUGCGCUGCGACGACUGCUACCUUGAGGUCAACACCUCAGACUACAACACAACGCACAGCUGCUCUCACGAAUUGCCCGCCUACCCGUCUACUCCUGUUCAGAGCUGCACCGGAACAUCAUUAAGUCAACUACGCACAAUGGCGCCCAUCACAAACAACACGACCUUUACCCCGGGCCUCUCGCUCGCCCAAGGUCUCAGCUCAGGAGGCCACUCCGGAAUCAAAAACUAUGGCGCAACCUACAUGUAUUUCUGCUGCCAAUGCAAUGACGGACCCAAGGUGUACAACGUCCAGCCACGCUGUGUGAUGUGCAACCAUGUUGCUUGCGGCCAUUGCAUACCAGCAGGCAAGUAAUUUGAAACGGCAGGCCUCGUGUUCAGUGAAGAACAGGAUUUCUGCUGCGCCUGAUGGCUUAAACGAUAUGUUUUGACUACUUUUGUGUUAUUACCGGACUGGUUCCUUCUCACGAUACGACGAAUACGGCACGAGCAUAGACGCACUUGCGUCUGGGAGUUU
Molecule: messenger RNA, 1071 nt
Organism: Aspergillus glaucus CBS 516.65
Lineage: Eukaryota; Fungi; Ascomycota; Eurotiomycetes; Eurotiales; Aspergillaceae
Exons: 2
Coding region: 286-909 (207 amino acids)
Source: RefSeq, a predicted model, not a curated record